Molecule: messenger RNA, 11038 nt
Organism: Stegostoma tigrinum
Lineage: Eukaryota; Metazoa; Chordata; Chondrichthyes; Orectolobiformes; Stegostomatidae
Gene: derl2
Product: derlin 2
Exons: 7
Coding region: 44-763 (239 amino acids)
Biological process (GO): endoplasmic reticulum unfolded protein response
Cellular component (GO): Hrd1p ubiquitin ligase ERAD-L complex; endoplasmic reticulum membrane
Molecular function (GO): ubiquitin-specific protease binding; misfolded protein binding
Source: RefSeq, a predicted model, not a curated record
AAGUGACGCAAGGGCCGGAAACCGGCCCAAGGCCGCGCUGAAGAUGGCGUAUCAGAGCCUGCAGCAGGAGUACCUGCAGAUCCCCCUGGUAACGCGGGCUUAUACCACCGCCUGUGUGCUCACCACUGCUGCUGUGCAAUUAGAAAUAAUCACACCAUUCCAGUUGUACUUCAAUCCCGAGCUUAUAUUUAAACACUAUCAGGUUUGGAGAUUAAUCACAAAUUUCCUGUUUUUUGGAACCGUGGGAUUUAAUUUUUUGUUUAAUAUGAUAUUCCUAUAUCGAUAUUGCCGGAUGCUUGAAGAAGGCUCAUUCAGGGGUCGAACUGCAGACUUUGUCUUUAUGUUUCUCUUCGGUGGAUUUUUAAUGACUAUCUUUGGCUUGUUUGUAAAUCUAGUGUUCCUGGGUCAGGCCUUUACCAUUAUGCUCGUCUACAUAUGGAGCAGGAGAAAUCCUUACGUCAGGAUGAACUUCUUUGGGCUCCUUAAUUUUCAGGCUCCAUUCCUGCCCUGGGUACUAAUGGGCUUCUCAUUGUUGCUUGGAAAUUCAAUCAUAGUGGAUUUGCUAGGCAUUGCUGUUGGCCAUAUCUAUUAUUUUUUGGAAGACGUGUUUCCAAACCAGCCUGGUGGGGGUCGGCUGCUCAGGACACCAAACAUUUUGAAAGUUGUUUUCGAUAUUCCGGAGGAAGACCCCAACUACAACCCGUUGCCCGAGGACCGGCCAGGGGGCUUCAACUGGGGUGAAGGACAGCGACUCGGGGGCUAGACUUAAAUCAACUGUAAGCAGCUCUCACACUGCAGGGCCUCAAAGGAUAUAUUUAUUCUCUUUUGCCUCCCUACUGUUACCUGUCACCCUGGUUCAGUUCAAUAAAUACCACCUUGCAGACUGCCAACAACCCACCAACCAGCAAGCACUUUCUGUAUGAUGGAUACCUGUCAAAUCUCGAGGGUGAAUUACAAUUGGCCGACAGUGCCUGCAGCUUUGUCUGUUAUAUUGGAAUUGCUGACAUUUCAAUGAGAUCUGUUCCAUCAAACUGCACAUCUGAGUAUUCACGCUAAUUGUCUCUUGGAAGAUCAAUCUUUGGAGUCACAUUCAUCUUAGUAGAAUGUGUAGCCAUAAUUUUUAUAUAACUGAUCGUUUUUAUGAGCAAUUGCUGACUGCUGUAAGAAUUCUUUUUACGAUGAAAACAGAACUCAACCCAUCAAACCUCACUGAACACGGAGAUCAAAUUUCUGAGCAAAAAGCCUGCAGCUGGAGUUGAUCUAUUCUCAGCAGGAUUAAUGCAAGAAUAUAUUACCUAAGCACAGUCAACUUGCACAGUCUUUCGAUUGAUCUAUUUUGUCCGUCACACAUGUAGACAGCUAAGCCCAGUGUCAGUCGAGCCUCUAGCUAAUCAGAAUUGGUUAAACAGACCAAUGCUUUGCUGUUGCACAUUCUCUCCCUGUUACAGGCUGAUGUCAGAUGAGUGUAACCUGGUCAAGCACAUAGAAUCCUUUUAAUAAUUAGUCACCAAUAAUCUGAGAAUAUCUUCAGAACUUUUUCAGUGUUACAGUGCCUGGCAACUAGAUACCAUAAACCUGUGGCUAGAACAAGGUAAAAAUGUGUUUGCUUGUGAUGUGUUAACUCUGGGUUGUGUGGGACUAUGAAUCUCAAUGUAAGCAGCCCUGAAUAAGGAAGUGGGCAGGUAAACUUGCUUGCUGUCAGAAAUGAUUUGGUAGCAGGAGGCAGGCGUCUUGUGAGUAUUUCAGAUCUAUUGCAUGUAAUGGGAGGGUGAGAUGGUGUUUUCUGAAAAUUAAUUCUCUAUUAAAUUCUUACAAAUUAAUUAGCAGCACCCAAUUGUAGAGGGGUAUCUGAAAUGAAUUGCCUACAAAUCCAAAUACUAAGAAUGUCUGGUCUAUAUUACAACAGCCAGUUGGAUCAAUUCCAUUAAAUAAACCUGUAGAACACAAUACUUGUGUUCACAAUGUGCCACAUUGGUCUUAUUUGAGCAGAUGACCCACUGAGGGAAGCUGAUCACAGGCUGGAGUUACUAGCAUUUGAUUAUAAAGCAGAGUUUUUAUCCCAAGGUCCAAGAUCACCUCAUAGGAAAUGCUAUGAGCAUAGUGGGACUAACAGCAAAUAAACCAAAGGGCUGUGAACCAAGAGCAAUACUGUGAUCGUGCAGGGAGAUUGACAGGCUACCAAACUGCUUUCCUCAUACAAAAGCAAAAACAUUGCGGAUGCUGGAAAUCUGAAAUGUGAAGAUGUUGAAAAUAGUGAGCAGGUCUGGCAAAAUUUCUGAAGAGAGAAUGCUACUAUUUCAGGUUGAUGAUGUUUCAUAGGAUAGCCUGGACACUGGGGAGAACUAAUGGGAUGUCGAUAUUUUAUGUUGUUGUGAAAACCUGUACCCCAGUAAACCUCAGGCCUGCACCUGGGUACUAAUAGGCUUGUAGUGAAACCUUUUAAUCAAUUCACAUGUGUGCCAAAUCUGAAGUACUUUAAAUGAUUCUAAUCAUAAAAUUUGACUCCAAUGAUCUAUGACGAUUUGCUGAUUGUGAAGCUGUUGAGUAUAAUUUGUGUUUACACCAGCUUGUCAAGUUUUCUUUCUACACAAAGCUACAUUCAGCUAAUUUCUUAACUCUUUCAGAGCAUUUGAUAGAGUGGACAGGAGUCUUGUUUUUAUCCACUCUAGACAUUUUAAUCAAAAUCUUUUGACAGGAAUUAAAUUAUUUCAGUUAAAUUAUUUAUCUCCUUGAGGUUCCUUUUUGUACAUGUUUCAUCCCUCAUUCUGCAGAGAGGGGGAUUGGAGGUACUGAGAACUAUUCAAUGUCCAGAAAUAUUCCUGAUGGAUAGAUACUGAGAUAUAGCAGUCAUGCUACAGAUAUCUCCAUGAGGCGGGACUGUAUAAUGCCAGUUGGCGUCCAGAUAUGUUUCCAACGGAGAUAAUCAAAAUACAAGAAAUGGUCUGAAGAAAUCUACCUGAGAGUCUGGAGACUCAGGGAUCCUGCUCAGGAUAUAGACAUCACUGAGGGAAAGGAAGUGAGACACCUCAGUCUCUAAACAAAUACCUCCUAGAAAGAAAGAAACUGCAGAGACCAGAUUGAUGAAGAAAUGGCAGUUGUCACAAUGCUCAGGAAUUUUGCACUUAUAUAGCGCUUUUUCAUAACCUUUAAAAUGUAUCAACUAUUUUCUAGCUAAUGAAGGACUUUUGAAAUGCUAUCAUUACUAUGACAGCAAGAUCCCACAAUUAGCAAUGUGGUAGUGACCAUAUCAUUUGUUUUUAAAUUAUGCUGAUUAGGGGAUGAAUAUUGAUCUGAACACCAGAUAAAUGGAAAGGAGAGGUGACUGGCAAGUAGCAGGUGAAAUUUAAUGCAGAGAACUAUGAAGUAAUUAAUUUUGGUGGGAAGAACAAAGAGAAUAUUCUAAGGGAAGUGCAGGAAUAAAGAGCUAGAGUAUAUGUGCAGGAAUCUUGACAGGUUGUGAAAAGAGUUAAGGGGGCUGAGGUGUAAAAAUAGAGAUGAAAGAUAUAAAAACAAGGACAUUAUGGUGAACCUUUCUAAAAUACUGAUUAGCCUCACAUGAAAUAUUGUUUAUUAGCUCUGGGCAUUGCACUUCAGGAUGGGAAGGUUUUGAAGAGAAUGCAGAAAACAUUCAUAGAUAUGUGGUGUUAUGGAGAGGAGGUUGAACCCCUCUGAUAAUUAAAAACUAAACAUCCAGAGAAGCUUGCCUGGCCUCACAAUCUGCUAAAGGAAAUGGGAAAAAUGGUGUAAUGUGCCUUCACCUCCCAAACUGUUACAAAGGAGAGGUUAAAUGAAAUGAAAUCCUCUUCACUCACUCUAUAAUCAACAAGUAACAAUUUAUUCAUCUAACCCUAACAAUGAAUAAGUUAACAAACUGAACAAUUUCCCCUUAACUAGUAACUAUUCCCUAAUAAAACAAAAUUCUAAUGGUAUGCUGUUCCACUAAAUACAAAUCAUACUUAUAAACCAAAGUAAUAAAAAAAUGCAUUAAAACUUAGACUCUGAAAACUACAAUCGGGUGUGUCUUCCGGAAUGCUCUGCACCCUUUCUACUGAUCCUCAGCUACGAAUGCUUUUCUCCGUUGCAUUCUCGUGUCUGAAACACGACUCUCCAUUGAAUUCUGGUGUCAAGAAUAUGAGCUUAGAGUGCCAUGGUACCUUUUAGAUGGUGCUUAAUCAGAAAGCUUAAAGAUUUCUGUGAAAGCCAGAGUCUUACUCUUCUGAUGGCAGUUCACUGUCACUCUGAUUUUCAAAAACUCUUCUUAUACACCCUUGAUGACCUGUCAAUUUUCUUAUAAUAGGAUUGUUCCAAGGUUGUCAACACCAUCAGAUUUAAAUUCAGUUGCCUUUCAGUCUCAAAGUACCUGGUUUAAAUUAAUUGGCUGAUAUGCAAGCUGGUUGCCUUAACACCAAACCAAGCCUAAGUUUCCAACAUACAACCAACUGAUAUAUAUGUUUCAAUUUCAGAACUAAAAGCACAUCACCUCUUAAAAGGACUAUGCACUCUUCCCCUCUAUCAUUUUUGCAAACAAAUUCUAACUUCCGGCUUUCCAAUUCACAAGUACUGUACACAACUUUGCAACAGUGGAUAGAAUGGACAAGUUGACUAAAGACAAAAUACCAUGGAUGCUAUAAAUCUGAAACAGAUUCAGAGAACAGUGAAGAAACUUAACAGGUUUGGCAGCACCUGUGUACAGGAAAAAUGUAACAUUUCAAGUCCAGUGAUUGUUCAGAACUGAAGAAAAGUCACAGAAGACUCUUCUCUCUUCACGGAUGCUGCCAGACCUGCUGACUUUCUCCAGCAUUCUGUGUGUUUGGAGAAAUUGGGACUGUUCUCAUUGGAGAUGAGAAGGUUGAGAAGAAAAGAAUAGGAAGAAACCAUUCCAUUGGUGAAAGGAUCUAGAGCAAGAUGGCUCAGGUGAGGUGAAAUUGGGGGAGAAGGGAGUAGCAGAAGUAACAAUAAAUGCAGGGACUGCACACAGCAAGUAUUUUGAACCUGGAAUGCAUUGUUUUGAGUUUGUGGUGAAAGUUCAAUUAAGACUUUUUAAAGGGAAUUAUUUGAAAUAGGAGAAAAUGAGGCAAUGGGAUGAAGGCAGGGCAGUGGCUCUAGGUGAAUUGCUCUUUCAGACAGCAAUUAUACAGUAGUCUGAAUGGCCUCACUCUGGGAUGUAACCAUUCUGUGACUCAUUUAUUAGAAUGGAUCCAGAGAUGAAGUGCUGAAAUGUAAGGAAAGAUUAGAGAAACUAAGACUGUUUUUCGCUAGAGAAGGUAGAUGGGAAAUUUGAUGCAACAUUCAAAACCAUGAGGGAUUCAGACUGAUAUCAUCAAGACAAAUUGUUCCUAAUUUGAGGUUCCAUAACCAGAGGGCACAGAUUUAGAGUGAAAGACAAGAGAACCAAUGUCUAAAUGAGGAAAAACAACUUAAAUGAGUGGUUCAGAUGUGCAAUGUGCUGCCUGAGAAUGUGGUGGUGUCAAAUUCAAACAGGGUUUUCAAGAAGAAACUGGGUAAGUACCUGAAGUGAAAACAUUUGUGGGUCUGCGGGAAAAGGACAGGGGAAUGGGGCAAGUUGAGUACCUCUUGCAGAGCUUCAACAGGUGAAGUGGUCUUCUUAGCUGUAAUAAUUCUAUAAUUCCUUUAGAAACUGCAGCAUGCUGGAAAAUUAUAACCAAUGCAUCACAAUUUCUGUGGUUACCCCUUCUGCACAAAGAUGCAGAUAAUGAUGUAGAGGGGAUGUGUUACUACUAAGUUCUAUUGAUUUUGCCAGGACUACUACUAAUGCUGAUCUUUAAGUUCCUUUUUCCUGCUAAAACUUUGGUUCCUAAUGAUUCCAGGAUUAUUUUUGUGUCUUCUAGGACAGAUAAAUUAUUUGGUUAAAGUGUCUGCCAUCUAAUUUAACCUAUCUUGGCCUCUUAUGAGUUCAUAUUUACUUCCACCAGUGCUUUUCUAUUUACAGAGCUAUUAACAUUUCCACAAUUUGUUUUUGUAUCUCUUUCUAGUCUACUUUUACGUUCUCUUGCUUAUCAAUUUCUUGGUUGUCCUUUGCCGAAUUCUAAAAUCCUCCCAAUCUUCAGGCUUACAAAAAUCGUUUGGCAACAUUGUAAUGUUUUUAUUAUGAUCUGAUACCAUCCUUAAUUCCACUCAUUAACUGUGGUUGUUUACCAUUGUAUCUUCUAAUGUAGUUUCCAAAUUUACCUUAACCAAAUUGUCCUCGUAUAUUUUGCAUUGUUUAGAUUUGAGACCCUAGCUAAAUUGCUUUCAAACUCAUCAUGAAAUUCCAUCAUGGUCUGGUCACUUCUUUAGUUAUUCCUUUCCAUAAGAUUAUGAAUUUUUCUUUUACUAUUGCACAGUAGUCAAUACCAACUAGCUCAUUCUCCAGUUGGUUCUCCAUUGUACUGCCCUGAAAAACUGACUUGAAUUUAUUGCAUGAACUAAUCUUCCACGCUAUAACUGCAAAUUUAUUUGGCCAGUCUUUAAGAAAAUCUGUGACACCAUUAUCUUUAUUAAAUGUACAUUUAUUUUUCUGAUUUAAACUAAUUCAUACACUGCAACCACUAUUCGGGCCCAAAAGCAAUGCAAUCCUAGUUAUUGGAAUCUUUGCUUAUAAUUUAGCUUUGAAGUAGAGAUAUCAUUUUGGUAAACCUAUGCUGCACUCCCAUUAAAGUCAAUAUAUAUCUUUCUUACAGAACUGCUGUCAUUCCUCUGUGUGCUAUCUGACCAGGGUUUUGAAUUGCUUCAAUCUGAUUUCACCUCUUGGUUUAUAUCCCUCUACCUAUAAAGGCCCGCAUUCUAUUAGCUCUAAUGAUUAUUUUCUAAACAUUGUUUUCAUUUACGUCUUUAGGAUUUGCACCAACAUUUUGUACUAUUUACGCAUCAUCUUAAUCCCUUAAUUUUAGGUCCAAAGUUUCCUACCUGAAAACCAUUUCCCACAGUUUUGGUGAUUAAUCUUAUCAGUGUCUCUGUAAAUUUUACACUUUCAUCUAAAUUCCUUAUAAUGUAAUUUAUCUUUUGUGUCUUCAGGAAAUUUGGAUAUAUGGUUAUCUAUCAAGUGGGAAGCAUGGCAUAGUGGUAAUGUACUUGACUAGGGAUCUCCCAGCCCAGACUAAAGGUCUGCAAGACAUUAAUUUAGAUCCCAUGUAGUAGAGAGUGAAAUCUAAAUUUGAUAAAAUCGGAAUGACCUGCUAGUCUGGUGGUGAUUAUUCAACCAAUGUUGAUUAUCGUACAAGCCCAUCUGAAUCAUUAAUAUCCAUUAGAGAAAGAAAUUUGCCAUCCUUGUAUUGUAACAGGGUAGGAUUAAUCUUUUGGUGAAGACAUCCCCUGGGUAUCAGCAACCAUAAAAUGGUUAAAUUUUACGUUCAGUGUGAGGGGAAAAGAGGGGGUUUGUGAUUUUUCUAAAUUCAGAUAAGGGCAGUUAUGAAGAUAUGAAAGCAGAGAUGGCUAAAAUGAAUUGGCAAGUUAAGUAGGUCAGUAGAGAUACAGUGGGAUAUUUCAGAAUAGACAAAUUCCAACAAGCAAGGAAAAUUUCUGCAGAUCCACCAAUUCUGUUUAACUAGAGAUAUUAAAGAUAGUACAAAACCAAAAAAAAAUUGUGUCCAAAGAUGAGUGGUAGCUCAGAAGAUUAGACAUAAUAUUUAAAAAAAGCAAAGGAAGACCAAACAAUAAAUAAGGAGGGGAAAAAUUACUACCUAGAAAUGUAAAAAGCAGAUGAUAAGUGUUUCUACAGAUAUUUAAAGAAAAGAGUUAACGAGGUGAGUGAUUGUCAAAGUCAGCAUGGAAAUUAAUAAUGGAAAAGUAAUGGCAGAUUAACUGAACAGGUAUUUUGUAUCAGUCUUCACUAUACAGGAUACAAGUUACAUCCCUGAAGCAACAAUAAAUCAGGAAAUGGAGAGGUGAGAGGAACUGUGGAAAAUCACAAUUACCAGUGUGAUGGUACGGAAUAAAUUGUAGGAACUGUGGGCUGACAAAUACUAGGAUCCUGUUGGACUUCAUCCUAGAGUCUUAAAAAAAGUCCCUGAUGAGAUAGGUAAUACAUUAGUUUUAAUUUUCCAAGAUUCCCUUGGUUCAGGGAAUUGUUCUAUUAGAUUGGAAGAUAAUUAACAAGCCAAAGGAGUACAUUGUUAAAUGGUAAGAUGCUAAGGUUUGAAGGUUGCAGGACAGGCAGGUGAAAUGAUUAACAAGGCAUUCAGAAUUUUGCCUUUAUUUGUGAAUGCAUUGAAUAAGAGCAGGGAUGUUAUGUUAACUGUAUGAAACAUUGGUUAGGUUAUAGGAGGGAUGUGAUAGCACAAGAGAGUGCGGAGGAGAUUUACCAGGAUGUUGCCUGGGCUGGAGAAUUUCAAUUAUGACACUAGAUUUGUUUGGUGUUGUUUUCCUUAGAGCAGAGAAAACUGCAUAGAUAGAUGCCUGAUGACAAGCAUGCACACAGUAUACCUAAAGGUUUUUUGCUGUGCUGUAAAACUGCAUUACUCAAGGGGUGAGAGGUUAUCAAUGAUGACAGGGUUUCAGGACUGAGGGUGGAUUUGAGAUUACAAUAAAUUCAAACAGGAUCUUAUUGAACGGCAGAGCAAGCUUCAGGAGAUGAAUGGCAUUCUCUUGCUCCAUGGUCAUAUCCUUACCUGGCCUGGCCUUCAUAUGACUUCAGACCCACUCUUACGUGCUCCCUGGGCAAUUAGAGAUGGGCAAUAAAUGAUGAUUUGGUCAGUGAUGUCACACUUCAUAAAUUAAUAAAACAAAUCCCAUCAGCAAAGUCAUUAAUGAAAAUAGGAUAAUUGAUACCACUAAUCAUAUCCUGCCAAUCAGUAAUAUCUCACUCUUCCAACUUUCUGUCUCCUGUCACUCAGUCAAUUUUUUAAAUGGGUUCAUAAUUUUCCUUCAAAUCCAUGAACUUCAACUGUGGUUAACAGUCUCUUAGGAGGGAAUUGUAUCAAAUGACUACCUGACAUUCAUAUAAAUUAUUAAGAAAUGUGCCUGUUUAUUACUUGCUUCAUCUCUUUAAAAAAUGUUAUCGAGUUAGUCAGGUGUGAUCCACCCUUUACAAAUACACAAUCCUCUCUGACUGAAACGUCUUGGUAGUCAGACAUUUGAUCCUUCAUUUCUGUACUGUAGCAAUAUCCUGACAGCAAAUGUUAGACUAACUGGUUUAUCAUUCUGCUUUUUCUUUCUCAAAUUUCCUAAGUGUUGGAGUAACAUCUGCAAUUUUCCAAUUUUAAGGAAUUGAUCCCAACUUGAGGGAAAUUUGGAAUAUUUUAUUCAGGGCAUCUGUAAAAGCCUUCAUAAUCUUUCAAAGCCAGGGCCGUUAUUUUCUGUAUCUGUGUUAUUUUGCUUAAUUUUAAAUUUGAUACAUCCAUGCCUUUAAUUCAACACUAAUUUUCCUUGUUCGGUAUCAAAUGGGUUUUAAAAUGCUCAGUGUGCUGAGAGUCUAAAAUGUGCUCUAUAAAUAUGAUUUCUCUUUGUUAUCUGUAACGUUAGGAAUCCAAAUGCCCUUCAUUUUAGUUCAGCACAGGCCAACCCUUACAUUUCCGGCUAACUUUCAGUUUUUUGUUACUAUUGGAAAGAUAUUUUAAAAACUGUUCUGGCUGUACUUUUUGGGUGAAUCAGGAACAGUAUUCAGAUUCCAUGGAAAAGAUAUUUGCAUGAAUUGUAGGAGUGUUGGUAACUCUGAAAUAUUCUAAAUCUUGAGCUCUGCAGAAAUGUUAAAUCAUUUCUGAGAUCACCGUCUUUACAAUAUGUGUUAGCAAUCUGGUGUCAUUCAAAAACUGGUUACAGUAAGCUGCAGCUACUCUGGUGGAUAGAUGAGUUCUACUGUGGACUAUUCAUACUUUGCUCGUCUGACAAAGCGAAUCUUUAAUAAAGCAGAUUAUUUUUGUGUAGUUAGAGAAAAGUAUUGGUAAGUUGAAUGUUGAACUUGAUCUUACAGAGAACUGGAAGUGAGUGGUAGCCAACUAGAUGACUUUUACUAAAAAUUGUUACGUUUUCUCUGAUAUAGAAAGACAUCAAAUUUUGUUUUCAAUGUCAUGCCUUAAUUUAUUUAAAUUAUUUGUGAGAGGUGUGAAUCACUUUAUAUUCCAUGAAUAGUCAGAUAAAAUGGAUUCCUGAAAGUAUCUCUGGCCUGUAUAGAUAAAUGUUCUGCACAAGUACAUUUCUGACCAUCUUUGUACAAAACAGUGAUGGAAAUAGCAUCCUUCAAACCCUGUCAGUCCCUGUCCCAUCAUUCCUUUAGAUCGUAGCUCUACUGCAUCUUAACUUUUACCUUGCUUGAUUCCAGAUCUUUAAUGCUGUCAAUCUCAAUAUAUUUAAUACUUCAGCCUCAACAGAUUUAUGAGGACAGAGUUCCAGGUUUUGACAGUUACUGUGUGAAGUGUUUCCUGAAAUCACCACUGAAGGCACUGGCUCUAAUUUUGUGCCCUUUUGUUCUGAAAUCCCCCACCAGAUGAAGUACAGGGACAGGUUCUCUCUAUGCAUCCUUUCAAAGUUUUUCAUCAACUUAAAAACUUCAAUGAAACCUAAAUGGGGUUGGGAUCGAACCAGAGUUUAUAGCUACAACUGGAAUCUCACUUCUGGUUCUCUGUGAGAUCUAGUUGAGCAUUCUUCUCAUCUUACCAAUGUUAUUUUCUCCAUCUGCCCAGCAGCUUCUACUAAAGCACUCUGCUCAUAGUAAACUCCAUCUGCCACAGUUUUACCAACUGAAUCAUUUUAUCAAUGGCCAUUUGCAAAUUUCUGAUUUUCAUCUAUAUUAUUGUGCCACUUCACUUCAUUUGACAUACUUAAACUCUCUACUCCUGGAUCCACGUUUUUUGUAAAGCUAAGAUGCUACCACUGCGCUCCGUCUGCUCAUUGGUGUGUGUUUGUGUUAUGCCCAGUCUGUGUCUUGCUUUCUAACCAAUUCCUACCAGUGUCAAUAGAUUAACUUCUCCAUUCACUCUUAGUUGACGCUGUGUUUGCAGAACCUUUCAAAUCUCUUCUGGAAGUUCAGAACAUCAAUAGCUCUUGUAUGUACCAUGAAAAUGUGUAGAUGUAACUGGGUUUAUUAAACAUGACUUUCUUUUUA